Molecule: messenger RNA, 2218 nt
Organism: Lutzomyia longipalpis
Lineage: Eukaryota; Metazoa; Arthropoda; Insecta; Diptera; Psychodidae
Exons: 2
Coding region: 132-1544 (470 amino acids)
Source: RefSeq, a predicted model, not a curated record
AACCCUCAAAGUGUUCAUAUACUUUAUUGGCGACGAGCGGAGCAAAUAACGGCAGAGUGAAAAAAUUGAAAGUGUGGCCGACCGCGUGUGCAUGAGAAAAAAAGUGAAUUUCCACGAAAAAAGGCAAGAAAAUGCCAAGAAUGGAAGCGGAACAAGCUGGAGAAGCUUCAGGAAGUGGCACGGGAUCAGCCAGGACCCUCACAGAGGGAGUGCAAGGACAUAGUAGCUCAUUUGGCUCAAUUGAACCAUACAUUCACGACGAGGGAGACGAUUUUGAGGAAUAUCUCGAAAGGAUGGAGAGUUUCUUGGACACGAAUAGAAUCACGGACAGCGUAAGGAAGAGAGAUGUGUUCAUCACUUUCGCCGGAAAGGAGAUUUACAAGGCUCUGAAAGCCGCAAUUCAGCCAAGGAAGGUGAGGGAACUCACAUAUAAGGAAAUGACUCAGGUGUUAACCAACAAAUAUGCGAGAAAGAAGAGUCGAAUUGGGCAGAGAUUCAAGUUCCACAAUAGAGUCCAAGCAGAAGGAGAAUCCAUCGAAGAUUUCGCUCAAGAUUUGCAGUUUUUGGCACAGUCUUGUGAGUACGGAAAUGCUCUUGAUGAAUCGCUGCGGGAUAGAUUUGUCUGUGGUCUCAGAAAUACACGGAUUCAGACCAAACUGAUCGAUGACGAUCAAGCCACUUUCGACCAGGUGUUAAGGACGGCACUGAACAUGGAACUCACAGAGGAGAGUGUGAAAAUGAUACAUCCGUUAAAAACGGAAAACAUCGCGAAAAUUGCCCAUGUGAAGCAGAAAGCGCCAUCCAAGCAGAGAAAAGGAGGAACACCAUACAUCAAGUGCUACAAUUGCAACAAGUGGGGAUCCCACGUGGCAGCAGAAUGCAAAGUGAAGAAGAAAUCAUCAAGGAAGGAAUUUUCGAGAAGGGAAUCGUCAAAGAAGGAAGCCAAGAAGAAGCACGAAGUGAAAAAUCUACAGUACAUCGCCAGCGACAGCUCCGACAGCUCAGAAGGAUACCGCAUAGAUAGAGCUGUCCACUCAUUGCGAUUAGGAUCAAUUCUUAAGGAAGGAAAAUUGCGCAACCAUACACCAAAUGAGGUGGAGCGAGAGGGCUCGGUAAGUGAUCCAGUUUAUAUUGAGGUAAGUAUGGGUAAGUAUAAAAUCAAAAUGGAAAUUGAUUGCGGUGCUCAUACAUCAGUAAUGCAUGUAGAUGAUUAUAAAAAAUAUUUCAGCGAGUUCCCAUUGCGAAAGUGUGCGUUAACUUUAUCAGUAGUUACGGGAGAUGAUAUUGCUAUUGUUGGGCAAAUUAAAGGGGAAAUAAAAAUUAAAUUUGGCUCAGGGAGAAAGCAAAAAUUCGAAAAAAUGAGAAUUGUGAUAAUCAGUUGUGCGCAUCGUUUUAUACCACUCUGUGGGCGCGAUUGGAUUAGUAGAAUUUACCCACAGUGGAGAAAUACAUUCAAGUGCAAUGCGAUUAAAGAGAAAGAGAAUAAGAGUACAAUCAUUGUCCGACUACGACGACGAAGUGCUCACCCAGUAGUUUUCUACUAAGCUACACACCCAGAUCAUCGGUUACGAUUGUUGAUGACGACACUAGCACGAACACGGACGAAUCUCAGAAGGUAUCUGGCAAGGAGCCAGUAAAGAGGAAGGACAAGUCAGAAUCCUCCAAGGAGGAAGGAUCAAAGCUUGUAAAAGGGGGAGAAGCAGUACGCAUGAAGCGUAAAGAAAAGGAAACACUUGAAGUGGGACAAAAGGUUUAUUAUUGUUCACCGUUUGGAUGGAGAAUAGGCACAAUUGCCAAGCGUUUGUCUAAAGUGGUUUAUAUAAUCACUAUAAAUGGAAAUCGAAUUAAGGUACACCGCGACCAACUGAAGAAGUACACUCCGAACAUAAAGUCUGGCGAAUCUUCACCAAAUCCUGUAGAAAGAUCAUCGACUACAAGUUCGACACCCUGUUCAACAGGAACCUCAUCACGAAGUCCGAGGAACUCAACAGACGAUGAUGUCUUCUAUAGUCCAGCGGCAUUGUCACACCCAACACCGAGAUUGAUAGAGACACCACGCCGAAGCGGCAGGUUAUUGUCAAGACCGCGAAUCAAUUAUAAAGUGUAAAUUAACUUUUUAAAAAAUGUAAUAAUUUUUGAAUAAGCGAGGGGAAGUGAUGUGUCCCAAACCAAUCAAUAUAUAAAGCAUGUAAACGUGUUAAAUAAACCAGUCUAUUCU